Messenger RNA from Macrosteles quadrilineatus (aster leafhopper), 1058 nucleotides. RefSeq names its product aminoacyl tRNA synthase complex-interacting multifunctional protein 1-like. Gene Ontology annotation, molecular function: tRNA binding. NCBI's taxonomy places the organism in Eukaryota, Metazoa, Arthropoda, Insecta, Hemiptera, Cicadellidae. The record is from RefSeq and is a predicted model, not a curated record. Bases 227 to 922 code for a protein of 231 amino acids. The transcript has 3 exons.
UUUUUGCAGGUGAAUCACUUUAUAGUUCACUCUUCUACAAUAAUAAUUCCCACCACACAUUCCUAUGAUCAGUGAAUUGCCUUUUUACUCCUUGCAGUUGAUUUAUUGAAUGUUUUAAGUUUUUAUGGUGUUAACCAAAUAACCAGCUGAGCUAAAACUAAAAACAAUUAACAACUAGAUACAUUUUUGCAAAUUGAUUUUAAAUACAAAACAAAAUAUAGUUUAAAUGUGCGAUGGUGGUCCAAGUGACUCGGAGUUGGAAUGGCGAACUAAGCCAGAGUAUACAAUUGACGAGAACGAGAAUUUGACCCCAGUGCCACCAGAACCAGACAUUGGAUUAUUGGAUAUUUGUGUGGCUCGAAUAAUAGAUGUGACUCCCCACCCCAGACACUACGAAACCUUCUACAUCCAAACUCUGGAUACUGGACGGUACUCGAGGAAAAGAAAAGCUAUAAGCUUGUUUGGGCAGGACUACAAACCGUCCGAGCUGUUAGGUAGACUUGUACUAACUGUUUUGAAUGUUCGACCACUGCACUCUCGAGAUCUGGUCAAAAGGUUCUUGCUGAUGUGUGCUCAACAUCGUCGCACUGGCAGGGUGGAGCUGCUAGAUCCCCCACUGGGGAGUGUGGAGGGAGACGCAGUAUUCGUGGAAGGAUUCCGCCGAGAGCCACUUGAUGAAAUAUCGCUUGGCAAAUACGAAAGGAAAAGCACAAAACAUUACUUCCUCCCUUAUAAAAAGUGGAACGAUACAUUUCACUGCGAGGACUUUGACGAAACCAAGAGCAUGUUUGACUCAACGGCUAGUGAACUUUGGGUGAGCAAGGAGAAAGUAGCAGAGUUUAUGGGGUUGCCGCUGCAAGUGGAGGGUAAAGGCGUAGUAACCUCCCGGACACUGAAGAAUUGCCCAGUAGUGUUUGAGUGAACAGGGAAUGCCAGAGCUUUAAAAUUGUAUGGACAAAAUCAUAGGAAUCUGGAAAGUAGUUCUUGUAUGGGAAGAAGAAUAUGCUUUGUACAUAGUUUUGUAAUUUGUAUUAGCAAUAAUAUCUCUUUUAUAUUUU